AUGACAGAGACCUUUCCGAGUGCCCUGGUUGGGCCAUCUUCGAAAGAGAGAAAGUAUGAUCGCCAGUUGCGCUUGUGGGCAGCCAGCGGUCAGAAAGCUCUAGAGGAGUCUCAGGUGCUUCUGGUAAAUUCCGAUGGGCCAUGGAGCAAGCAGAAUACGGGAGUAUCCGGUGUAGUUGGCGUGGAAACGCUCAAGAACCUUGUACUCCCUGGAAUCGGAGGCUUUACCAUCGUGGAUCCCGCACUUGUCACCGAGCCUGAUCUCGGAGUGAACUUCUUCUUAGAAGAGAAGAGCCUGGGCAAGUCCAGAGCUGAGGAGACCUGUCGACUGCUGAGAGAACUAAACCCAGACGUAGACGGGAGCUUCUAUACCAAGCCUAUCGCAGAGCUUCUGCGGGACCCAGAGUUCCUCACACAGUAUAAGCUAGUGUUGAUAUCUGGCCCGGUGAAACGGUCGUCUUUGGAGGUCCUCCGCAAGGCUGCCAAAGAUCUCGAUAUUCCAGUACUAUACACACGCUCGGUGGGAUUCUAUUCCAUCUUUUCUCUCCAGCUCCCAGCUGCAUUUCCCAUAGUAGAGACACAUCCGGAUCCUGAGAGCACGCAGGACCUUCGUCUCCUUAACCCUUGGCCUGAGUUGGCAGCAGCUGGUGCUGGCAUAAGCAAUUUGGAUAGUUUGGACGACCACCAACAUGGUCACGUUCCGUAUGUUUUGCUCCUGCUCCAUCACCUAGAGCUAUGGAAGAAAGCGCACGAUGGCCAGGUUCCGUCAAACUACAAGGAGAAGUCGGAGUUCAGAGAAAUGGUUCGAUCCAGUGCAAGGACGAGCAACCCGGAGGGUGGCGAAGAGAACUAUGACGAGGCUGUUGCGGCAGUCUUGAAGUCAUUGAAUCCAUUUACCUUACGCAGUUCCAUCCGUGAGAUCUUCGAAAUGGAAGAGUGCAGACGCCCGAGCCCAGAUUCUGCUGAUUUUUGGGUCAUUGCAGCGGCUGUCCGCGAAUUCCACCAGAGACACAGUGUACUACCUCUGCCGGGCUCCUUGCCGGACAUGAAGGCUCAGUCAUCCGAUUACGUUUCUCUUCAGAAUAUCUACAAAUCGAAGGCUAGGAAAGAUAUAGAAGAAGUCACUGAGAUUGUCCGAAGCGUUGAGGUACAGCUUGGAUCACGCCCAAUACAAGUUUCGGACAAGGAUAUUGAGGUCUUCUGCAAGAAUGCGGCUCACAUCAAGGUUGUGCAUGGCCGAGACAUUCCCCUAGUGAAUGGGGAAGCAUAUACUCUGGAGGCCAUCCGGAACAACCUGAGUGUUCCUGACUCCCUCAUUCCGAUAUUCAUCGCCUUCCAAAUCCUGGAUAACAUUGUAACCGACAUCCAAGAUGGAGAGAGAUCAGAAGAGGCCUUAGAUGAUGAGAUAGCGUGGGAAUCUGCAAUCAAGCACGUCCUCGGUAUGCUCAAAUCAGAAGGUCCAUCGGCCAUUGAGGAGGAGGAUGCAAGGGAACGAAUCCUUCAAGCUGCCCGAGAGCUCCGAAGGACGCAAGGCGGAGAGCUGCACAACAUCUCUUCACUCACCGGAGGACUAGUCGCACAGGAGGCGCUCAAAGUAAUUACUAGGCAGUACGUGCCGUUGGACAACACUUGCAUCUUUGACGGGGCACACAGCCGCAGCGAAAUGUACAAGCUGUGA
Messenger RNA from Aspergillus sclerotioniger CBS 115572, 1677 nucleotides. Its product is annotated as NEDD8-activating enzyme E1 regulatory subunit. The coding region runs from base 1 to 1677 and encodes 558 amino acids. Gene Ontology annotation, cellular component: cytoplasm. Lineage: Eukaryota; Fungi; Ascomycota; Eurotiomycetes; Eurotiales; Aspergillaceae. The record is from RefSeq and is a predicted model, not a curated record. The transcript is spliced from 2 exons. Gene Ontology annotation, molecular function: NEDD8 activating enzyme activity. Gene Ontology annotation, biological process: protein neddylation.